UAACGAGAAAUACCCCGUGUGUAUAUAUUUUUUGGGUUUAAUGUAGAACCCGUGUGUGAGUAAGUAGGUAAAAUACUGACAUAAACAACUGACACGUUAAUGCACUAUUCAUUCAAACGGAAUUUGGCGCUUCCAAUGCGCGCGACUUUUCAAAGUGGGCGAGUCUUUCUUAAAGAGGACACACAUACACACACCGGGUUAGCUAGUGCUAAGCUAGCAUCAAGCUAACGGGACAUGAAGCGCACGACCAAACGGUAACAAACAUGUCGUUAAACUAACGGCAGAAAGCAAUGUCAUAGUCCACCCCGGCGAUUUAUGCGACGACCUGGCGUUUCAGGCCUAGUGUUUCACACUGGAAAAAGCACGUCUAGUGGUUCCGUUUAUGUUAGUGGUUUACUUUCGCUAGCUGCCCUGCAAAGCAUGUGGCUAAAACUCUACAAACGUUAGCAAAGAGGAACACCCACCAAAACAUCUCUACAGAAUUCUGCUAAAGUGUUUCCUGCACCGCCAUGGCUUUUUUUGACAGGGAUUCUCUUCAAAUACUGCAGGAGGAGGAGGAAAGAGACGAUGAGGCGGACAUUGCAAGACAGAAUGAGCUCAAAAGACUGCUCACCGAGCUGCCAGAUGACCUGCUUGAGGAUAGCCGAGAAUCCUCCUUUGACGAGCAGGAGACUUCCACCUGCAACAAUAAAAACGCUGAAAACAGUCCACAGUCCAAAUGGACUCAGCAAUGGUCCGACCAUCCAAGACCCACCUCACAUGAGCAGAACUAUGAAGCAGUUUACAAUCAACUCCCUUAUGGAUUGGAUGGCAAUAACGUGCUUGGAAAUAACAGUCAUCCGCAUCCCGCUCCUAUGUUGAACCAGCAAUCCAACGAUCCACACUUCGUCCAAGAGGACUACACACAAACCAGCAUAGCAACAGAAAAAUCCACAGAAUACGGUCUUUUUUCCACAGAUGUAACAUAUGACCCUCAAUGUGCUUAUGACCAAGUGACAUGUGACAGAGAUGGACUAAGCGGUAAUAUCCAUGACAACGGAGACCGCCACGAUCCCAGAAUGCUUUUUCAAGCUGGGGCAACAGAACAAGGUGUGUAUCCGAACACGGCCAGUUACAAUCCUGCCCAUCAGAAAUUAAACCCUCAGGUCAUGCAUCAAGAUGGUCCUUUUGACCAACUACAGAGAGAAUUGCUCGACUCAACACAACAAACUGCUGAAAAGGAACAGCUUGCCCAGCUGCAGAUUUUAAAGAAGGCUCAAGACAAGCAAAUUGAGGGCUUGGAGCAAAAGCUUGAAGAGUUAGGACGCAGAAUGAGAUCCCUUGAGCAUCAGAAUGUCAUUGUCAAAGAUGAAAGGGAUGGCUUUGCAGUUAAACUUAACGAGUCAAGUCGACUGCUGGACAAGGCCAAAGAUCGAGAGGCUCAGAUGCAAAACCAACUGAUGGUGGCGGAGCAGCAUAUACAGGUUCUGAAUAGGAAAGACCAGGAGAAUACAGAAAAGCAGAGGGUAGCUGAGGCCGCUAUAGACUGCUUGAAGCAGCAGAUGUGUCGCUCUGACACAUUUUCCAAAGCAAGUGAGAAGCAUGACAGAGAUGUUGCGGCCAUUCAGGAAAAGCACGAAACUGCGGUCUUGGUCUUACAACAAAAGCUUGAUUCAAUAUCUGAGGCUCUGAAUGAACAGGUGGGUGGUAAUCAUCAGUUACGUGACCAGGUGAAGCAGUUGGAGCGCCAGCGAGAAGACGAGCAUCUCGAGCGAGCGAGAAUAGUCAAUGCUCUCACUCAGCAACUAGAGGAGAGCCAGCAGCAAUCUGCCAAGCUGCUGCAGAUGAGUCCUGUGCAUGCCUUGAGUCAAAACCAGACCAAAUUACAGCAGGCUCAUGCCGCCAAGGUUCAAAGUGAAGAAAUUAACAGAGUCUUGCAGGAGGAUUUGGCUGACAUGAAGGAGCAGAUUACUCUAUAUGAAUCUGCUUUUAAACAUGGGGUUAUUCCAUUAGAACUAACAGAUGACAGUGAGAACCAACUUUCUGACUCCUGUUUGGCUUUAGGCUUUAAGAAAAACAAGCAGAAAAAUGGAAUUCUUCACAGCACAGCUACGGCUAACUUCUCAGACUCAGAGCUGCCCAAGUAUGAACAUUUGCGAGAGGAGAUGCAACGCUGCUUGGCCGUUUUACAAGCGAAGCGUCAGAAAAUCAGUCAACUGCAAGAGGAAUUGCAACAAUCUCGGGUCCGAGAGGAAGAGCUGCAGACUCUCAGCUCGGUUAGAGAGUCCAGCCAGAUCAAACCUACAAACCUGGCUGAGAAGGAUCAGAAUUACUUGGUUCAACUCAAGGAAGACAAACAGCGCUUGCAGGACCAAGUAGAGGUGCUGCAGAAGAAAACUGUAGAGCUGAAGCAGAGUAAAGAGAAAGUCGAAUCUACCAACUCGGAACUCUGCGUCAAGAUGAGGCAGAUGAUUCAGGAGUUGGACCAAGAAAAGCAAGCAACUGCUGAGCGAUCUGAGCGGCUUUACCAGCAGCGAAGGGACGACGCUGUAGACCAAAUUCGAAAGGAGCACAACGCUCAGAUUGAACAACUGACCACACAACAUGAGCAACAUAUCCAACAACUCAACACACAGCUGUCUGAGGCCAAUGAUAAGAUGUUGACUGUACAAGAACAAUACAUCUCUGUCUGCAAGGAGAAAGUAAUGCUGGAGAGCAUCAGCAGCAGAGAGCAACAUGAGAAAAACCAAAGGGAAGAGAUAAUCAAAGAGGUGGAGAAAGUGAGGGCUGAGCUCGAGGCUCAGCAUCAGGCAUCCAUAGCUCUGCUCAAGUGUGUGUGGUCCAAAGAGCAAGAGGUUGAGAUCCAGCAAAUGGUGACCUCUCGCGUAGCCUCAGCCAAAGCUGCUUGGGAAGAAGACCGCCAGCAGAUGGAGAGAAUGUGGACUCUGAGGCUUGAGGAGGCUGCAUGUGAAAAACGCGCUGUGACUUCAGAGGCUAUAUGUCAGACCGAUGGGAUUGACGCAGACUGUUUGACGAUUACUGUUGAGGAGUUGAACUCCAGGCUCGGUGCCCAAAGACUGCAGCUACAAUUGGAAGCUGACAAAGUCAAACAGCAAGCUGUGAAUGAAGCCAGAAAUCAAGUCCAGAAAGUCAUCCAGAACCAACAGCUGGACAAUCUUUCCAAUAAGGUUGAAGCUGCUGUGGCCAGGGCUUAUGAACGCUGGAGUGAGGAUUUGACUUCUUUGCCAGAAUUCCAAGCCUGUCUUCAAAGAGAAAAGGAGAAAUGGGAAGAGCAACAGAAACAACACACAAAACCAAAGGCUAUGAAGGAAGCAGAGCAGCAGUCGCAAAAGAAUCAACAAGAGCAGCUACAGGAUCAGAGCUGGGGGACACAGAGGGUCGAUGAGCUACAAGAGGAGGUGGUAACUCUCCAAAGCCAGCUGGAGCAGAUGAGCAGGGAGCAACAUGCCCUGCUGAAAGCGGAACUGGCUGGAGCUAGAGCCACCUGGAACAGAGACAAACAGCAGGAGAUCUCUGUUGUCCAGGCGCGCAGCGAGCAGGUGCUGCAAAGUCGACUGCAGGAGCAGCGCAAGAAACUAGAGCUAGCUUUGCUGCAUGCCAAAGAGGAGGCUGACCACCAGAAGAAAGAGCUGUUACUGCAGAUGGAAGCCAAGCUCAGUCAGACUCUGAGGGCCACAGAGGAGGAGUGGAGAUACCAGCAGGCUGAGAAGGAACACACCCACAAGCAGCAAAUAAAGGAGGAUUUCCUUGCUGAACUUCAGACUAGUCUAGGCGAGGUUCACACACAGCUUCUCGGCGAUUUCAGAAGUGAAGCAAUGAAGCAGCAGAUCAAUGAAGUGAUCAUGUGCAGCGGCGCGUGGGAAAGCGCUAUAAAAGACAUCAUUCAAACUUUCUGUAGAGACCUUGUUGACGGAGCUGUGUCUCAGGCCAAGAAGGAGUGGAAGAAAAUCAGUGAGGCGCAGUUGAGCUGUGUAUUACGAGAAGUACAACAGCAGCAUGAAAAAGAACUGAACGAGAUGCAAAACUCAUUGACUCAGAUGAAAGGGCAGGCUUGUGACAGAAAAGAGUGUACAGAUACUGCCAGUGAGCUGCAAAAGAAGAACCAGGAGCUCCGGAAGCACUUGGAGAAAGCCUGUCAUCAUUUACAGCAUAGAGUCCGAGAACACAAGACGGCCAUACAGAAACUCAAAGAUGAGCACGAAAGCCGACUACAAAAGGCCCAAGAGGAGCAUCUGCUGCAACUAGAGGGCGUGAAAAAAAGCAAAGAAGAUGCUGGGGCCUUUGAGUACCAGCAAAGUCUUCAGCAAAGCCUGGAGGAGAUGAAGCAGCAAUACUUGACAACUGUGGGCAAGAUCAGAAGAGACAUGCUUUGUUACCUGCAAGAGAGCCGUGAGCGAGCGGCAGAGAUGAUCCGCACUGAGGUGCAAAGGGAGAGGCAGGACACUGCACGCAAGAUGCGGCGCUACUAUCUGACCUGUCUGCAGGAGUUACUGGAGGAUGGCGGGAAGACCUCAGGGGCUGAAAAUAAAAUAAUGAACGCUGCUAGCAAGCUGGCGGCCAUGGCUAAAGUGCUAGAGACACCUGUAAAGAAUAAAUCUGGAAACAAGCACGGUUUACCUGCAAGCAAGACACAUUUCAUGAACCCAUCCGCUCAAUUGUGUGACCUCAGACCAAAGGAGAAGACUUUAGAUUUGGAGCACCAAACAACUGUGCCACGGACUAAACUUGUGAGCCAGCAGGAGAGAAAUGCCCCAGCAGACGCUCACGUCUAUCCUCACAAAGCUCCACAGGUCACCUCUUCAGGCUUUGCACCCUUGAGAAGCAAGAGCAGAGUGGUGUACCUGCAGGGAGGAGACCCUGACAACCAGCAGGAGGUUCCUGUCAGAGAUGAGAAACGGACCAUCUGGGCUUUGAGCAGCAGCGACUCAGACAGCCUCCACAAGCCUCCCCUGUCCUACUCCGUGUCCACCGCAGCUGCUUCAGUCCUGGGUGAGUUUGGCGCUCUCACCCCGGUCGCCUCGGACCUGACCGUUUACAAAAAGACACCUCAGACACAAACCUUUGCCUCCAAAGCACAGAUGAGCUCUCACAGAGAGCCCACGCCGGGCUCAGUGGGCGAUAAGCAGCACGGCGUGGGUAGCAGACCUGUGUUCUCAGAGUUGAGACAAUGUCAGCAGGACAGUGGCUUUGACAGCCCCUUCUCACAACCUAAAUGAUUGUGACUGAAGCAGCUCACCGCAUGGUGCCUUCAAAACUCUCAGUAUUUCUUUUUUAAAGUGAGCUCAUGAUCAUAUUUUUUAUAGUCAAGUGGAUAUUUAACUGAACCUUUUUGAUAUUGAGUCAAUUAUGUAUGCUGUGCAUAUAUUGUACAUGUUUUAUUUGAUAUUUCUGCAUGUGUUGUCUUGCAUUUCAUUUAAUAAAUGGUUUAUUUUACUGCAA
Molecule: messenger RNA, 5439 nt
Organism: Entelurus aequoreus (snake pipefish)
Lineage: Eukaryota; Metazoa; Chordata; Actinopteri; Syngnathiformes; Syngnathidae
Gene: cep152
Product: centrosomal protein 152
Exons: 27
Coding region: 510-5216 (1568 amino acids)
Biological process (GO): centriole replication
Cellular component (GO): centrosome
Source: RefSeq, a predicted model, not a curated record